GCUACAUUUGCCGUUUCUCCAAAUCACAUCACGAAAUAUUAACAGAUUGUUUUUUUAUUAUUAAAUUCUGCACUAUCGUACACCCAUUACUCCGUCGUUUAUCGGUCUUAACUCAACCAAUGUCGUCACCAGAACGUACAGACGAUCAGCAGAUCGCAGAGGAAACACAUGCUUCUGCAGCAGUGAUCCCUCAGACUACAUCCAACCCCAGCGCACCAGUGCUUACGAUGGCUAGUUAGAGCCAGCCAUCGCUCGCCAUUGGAUUGGCUGCAUUGACCUCGUCCAUGACUACCGGAAAUGACGAUGGUAAGGUAAUCACGGACAUGCCUACCAAGUCUACGGAUAAUACGGAGAACACGGAGAAUACGGCAAAUACGGGAACUACAAAAACCACGGAGUCCACGAAGUCCACGGAGAUUACUGAGUCUACCGAGGAUGUCCCGUCAGCAAACGCGAGCACCACUCUCGUUGCGGGAAGUAAACGAAUUGCUGCAGAUGACAUUGCUGAUUCAGCUCGUCGUGCUUCAAAGCGUGUGAAACGGCACGAGACUUGGGGGGAUGCCUUUCGACCUAUUGUUGAUUCGGUGCCAUCUGAGGAUGCACCCAUCCCGGUUGUUCGCCGAUGGUUUCGUCAAAUCGGUUGCUUGCAUGGACUAGGUCGUGCGGAUCUUCUUGAGCUUCGCUGGAUGUGUCUCCUUGGCCACAACUUGCGCCAGGCAGGUUAUUCCGACCUGAAAGAGUACUUGAUGUCCAUUGCUCAAGAAGACGGACAUCUUCGCAUGCAUGCCUCUGUUAUUGCAGCCGACGCAUAUGAGGCUGUAUGCUUGAAGAAGGUUAUGGAAACGGAGGGCACCGAGACGAACAGAACGAAGGCUACGCAAAUUAGUCUGAGUGUUCCAGUCAACGCCUAGCUUUGAUUCGCAUCGCGACCUCGUUCGUUGUACCAUCAUUGCUCGAUUAGGAUGAUGGUUACAUCUCUUUUCUAGCACGUCCAAUUACGCAAAAUGGAAUCGAAGACAGGAGGAGGAACGCAAUCGACUAAAAAAAAAGUCUUGAAGGUAUUCUACGGCUAAAGCCUGAAUGAUAGUUGGCGACGACAGCCAGUAGAUGGGGCUGUUUGUAACGUGAUGUUGCCUUGGGCUCAAUUGGUUUCAGCAUCUCAUCAGUUCUCCCCUACCCUCUACCUGUGUACCUGUGUCCAUCUGUGUCUAUUAGGUGUAUCUGCAUGAUGGAACUGGUCAGACAGAUGGUUGUCGUGUAAUAAAGUCACACAUUAUAUGGAACUUCCGUAUCACAUCGGUAGAGGACAUUGAGCUACGAGGACUUCACACUAUAAGAUUGAAUUGUAUGUAGAACGAGGCGAAACCCGUGAUGAUGGAGGCAUGGAGGUAUGCAUUUUACCUUAAGUACUUUAGUAGUAUAUGGGUGCCCGUGACAUUUUCACACUUAGAUACCUAUGUUUUCCCGCUUCUAAUUCUUUUCGUGCCAGUAAUUUUUGUUGAUUCGAGAUUUACCUGAUAAAUCAUGUUCAAAAAUUUACGGAAUUG
This is a messenger RNA of Annulohypoxylon truncatum, 1547 nucleotides long. RefSeq lists its product as uncharacterized. Lineage: Eukaryota; Fungi; Ascomycota; Sordariomycetes; Xylariales; Hypoxylaceae. The coding region runs from base 285 to 911 and encodes 208 amino acids. The record is from RefSeq and is a predicted model, not a curated record. The transcript has 3 exons.